Messenger RNA from Emiliania huxleyi CCMP1516, 1066 nucleotides. RefSeq lists its product as hypothetical. The record is from RefSeq and is a predicted model, not a curated record. The transcript has 3 exons. Bases 261 to 773 code for a protein of 170 amino acids. Lineage: Eukaryota; Haptophyta; Isochrysidales; Noelaerhabdaceae.
UCCAUGGCGCGGGAGCUGUCGUCUGCACUAUCUCGCUGCGUGCUCGGUCCUGGCGGGUCGGAAACGCGGUCCAGGGGUUCUCCCGCUCGCCGGCCGGUGUGGCCGGCGCGCUCUCCUCGACGCACGCCGCGCUCGCCCCUGAUAUCGGCCACGAAUCCUCAGCGACGGUGCGCUCCGCCAAACGCUCGACCCGCCCGACAGCCUCCAAACGGGGCGCGCCACCCGCAAACGGGGUGCCAUGUCGGGGCGGGCAGCGUUGAAUGACGCCAUGGUGGCGGAGGAGGAGAAGGCGAUCGUGGCGCGGCUGGCGGCGCUGCUGCCGGCGCUGGGCCUCGCGGCAUGCGUUCCGCGGCUGCCAAUCAAACGCAAGCUCCGCGACAACGACUACGCGCCCAAGCACCAGUCUGGCACAUCAUGAACGAACGAUCAACGACACGCGCGAGCGGCAAGGGCGGCAAGGGCUCCGGAUAUCGGCCAUGACUCCCCAGCAACGGCUCCUACCGGAGAAUCAUACCCUCCACGACACUGGCGUACACGGCGACGGUCCCGUGCACCGGCGCCGUGCCGAGCCGUCCUCCUGCUCGGCGACCAGCUCCGCCGUGUCUCGAUGCCGGCAGCAUCCGGUGCGUCGCCGCCGGCGACACCGCCCGCUGCGGCGAGUGGCAUGUGCGGUGGCGCGCCCUGCUGCGUGGCCGCCGCCGGCUCGGACGUGGCCGCGGCUGGAGCCGGGCCUGGGUCGGUCGCGGCCAGAGCCAAAAAUGGAGCGCAGCUAGGGCUGCGCAGCGAACAGGAGCGAGUUCGCGCUGCGGUGCUCAGUACGGCGAGUUCGCUCUGCGGCCUGCUCGGGCUUUAUCUCUCGCGUCUCGGCUGCGUUGGCGGCUGAAGUCUUUUUUAUCGGUGCGUUUUAGCUGUUUUAGCAGCAAACGUCCGAAUUCUGCAGCGAUGACCGAUCUGGGAGGCGCGAGUGCGACGAGAGGCUUUCCGCUUUGCCUUUUUUUUGGUCUGGCUGGGAAUUUGGUGCGAGAGACGGUCUCAGACCCAAAGAGAAUGCAGAAUCUAAUGUUUU